CCUGUCCAUCCCUUCCCAGUCCUUCCAGAGGACCAGGCGGGCUUGAGCCGGAGGCAGGCGGGUGGGCGGCCCAGCCCCUCGCCCCAACACCCUGCAACAGAGCUCGGUAAGAAGUAACUGAUGCCGCAGAGCGGCUAGAAGAGGCGCAAGAUGACGACGACGGUGGCCACAGAUUACGACAACAUUGAGAUCCAGCAGCAGUACAGCGACGUCAACAACCGCUGGGACGUGGACGACUGGGACAAUGAGAACAGCUCCGCCCGGCUAUUUGAGCGAUCCCGAAUCAAGGCGCUAGCAGAUGAGCGGGAGGCAGUGCAGAAGAAGACGUUCACCAAAUGGGUCAACUCACACCUGGCCCGGGUGUCAUGCCGAAUCACUGACUUGUACGCCGACCUGCGCGAUGGACGGAUGCUCAUCAAACUGCUCGAGGUUCUGUCCGGAGAGAGACUCCCCAAACCGACCAAAGGAAGAAUGCGUAUCCACUGCCUGGAGAACGUGGACAAAGCCCUCCAGUUCCUGAAGGAGCAGCGAGUGCACUUGGAAAACAUGGGCUCGCACGAUAUCGUCGAUGGAAACCACCGGCUGACGCUGGGCCUCAUCUGGACCAUCAUCCUGCGUUUCCAGAUCCAAGAUAUCAGCGUGGAAACAGAAGAUAAUAAGGAGAAGAAAUCGGCCAAGGACGCACUGCUGCUGUGGUGCCAGAUGAAGACGGCAGGUUACCCCAAUGUUAACAUCCACAACUUCACCACGAGCUGGAGAGACGGGAUGGCUUUCAACGCACUAAUACACAAACACCGGCCUGACCUGAUUGAUUUUGAUAAGCUGAAGAAGUCAAAUGCACACUACAAUCUGCAGAAUGCUUUUAAUUUGGCUGAACAGCACCUUGGACUUACAAAGCUUUUGGACCCAGAAGAUAUCAGUGUUGACCAUCCUGACGAGAAGUCCAUCAUCACCUAUGUGGUGACAUAUUACCACUACUUUUCCAAGAUGAAGGCUCUGGCUGUUGAAGGAAAGCGAAUUGGAAAGGUUCUGGACAAUGCUAUUGAAACGGAGAAGAUGAUCGAAAAAUACGAAUCACUCGCCUCCGACCUCCUGGAGUGGAUCGAACAGACCAUCAUUAUCUUGAACAAUCGCAAAUUUGCCAACUCACUGGUGGGAGUCCAGCAGCAGCUCCAGGCGUUCAACACAUACCGCACGGUGGAGAAACCGCCUAAAUUUACAGAAAAAGGGAACCUGGAAGUGCUGCUUUUCACUAUCCAGAGCAAAAUGAGGGCCAACAAUCAGAAAGUGUACAUGCCCCGGGAGGGGAAACUCAUCUCCGACAUCAACAAGGCCUGGGAACGACUGGAAAAAGCCGAGCACGAACGAGAACUGGCACUGCGCAACGAGCUCAUCCGACAGGAGAAACUGGAACAACUGGCCCGCCGAUUUGAUCGUAAGGCAGCUAUGAGGGAGACGUGGCUGAGUGAAAACCAGCGUCUCGUGUCUCAGGACAACUUCGGAUUCGACCUCCCCGCCGUGGAGGCCGCCACGAAAAAGCACGAGGCCAUCGAGACGGACAUCGCCGCCUACGAGGAGCGAGUCCAGGCCGUGGUGGCCGUGGCCAAGGAGCUGGAGGCGGAGAAUUACCACGACAUCAAGAGAAUCACGGCAAGGAAGGACAACGUGAUCCGUCUGUGGGAAUACCUGCUGGAGCUGCUCCGAGCCCGUAGGCAGCGCCUGGAGAUGAAUCUGGGCCUGCAGAAGAUAUUCCAGGAAAUGCUCUACAUUAUGGACUGGAUGGAUGAGAUGAAGGUGCUUCUGCUGUCGCAAGACUAUGGCAAACAUUUGCUGGGGGUAGAAGACCUGUUGCAGAAGCACGCGCUGGUGGAGGCGGACAUUGGUAUCCAGGCAGAAAGGGUGAGGGGUGUCAACGCCUCAGCUCAGAAGUUUGCCACAGAUGGGGAAGGUUACAAGCCCUGCGACCCCCAGGUGAUCCGCGACCGCGUGGCGCACAUGGACUUCUGCUAUCAGGAGCUGUGCCAGCUGGCGGCCGAACGCCGGGCCCGCCUGGAGGAGUCCCGCCGCCUCUGGAAGUUCUUCUGGGAGAUGGCGGAAGAGGAGGGCUGGAUCAGGGAGAAGGAGCAGAUCCUGUCCUCGGACGACUAUGGCAAAGACCUGACCAGCGUCGUGCGCCUGCUCAGCAAGCACAAGGCCUUCGAGGACGAGAUGAGCGGACGCAGCGGCCACUUCGAGCAGGCCAUCAAGGAAGGGGAAGACAUGAUUGCCGAGGAGCACUUCGGGGCGGAGAAGAUCCGGGAGCGGAUCGGCUACAUCCGGGAGCAGUGGGCCAACCUGGAGCAGCUGUCGGCCGUCCGGAAGAAGCGCCUGGAGGAGGCCUCCCUGCUCCACCAGUUCCAGGCGGACGCGGACGACAUCGACGCCUGGAUGCUGGACAUCCUCAAGAUCGUGUCCAGCAGCGACGUGGGCCACGACGAGUACUCGACCCAGUCCCUGGUCAAGAAGCACAAGGACGUGGCCGAGGAGAUUGCCAACUACCGGCCGGCCAUCGACUCGCUGCACGAGCAGGCCGGGGCCCUGCCCCGGGAGCACGCUGAGUCGCCCGACGUGCGCGGCCGGCUGUCCGGCAUCGAGGAGCGCUACAAGGAGGUGGCGGAGCUGACCCGGCUCCGGAAGCAGGCCCUGCAGGACACGCUGGCCCUCUACAAGAUGUUCAGCGAGGCCGACGCCUGCGAGCUCUGGAUUGACGAGAAGGAGCAGUGGCUCAACAGCAUGCAGAUCCCGGAGAAGCUGGAGGACCUCGAGGUGAUCCAGCACAGGUUCGAGAGCUUAGAGCCAGAAAUGAACAACCAGGCGUCCCGUGUGGCCGUGGUGAACCAGAUCGCCCGACAGUUGAUGCACAGCGGCCAUCCGAGCGAGAAGGAGAUCAAGGCCCAGCAGGAUAAGCUCAACACAAGGUGGAGCCAGUUCCGAGAACUGGUGGACCGGAAGAAAGACGCCCUCCUCUCGGCCCUGAGCAUCCAGAACUACCACCUCGAGUGCAACGAAACCAAGUCCUGGAUUCGGGAAAAGACCAAAGUCAUCGAAUCCACCCAGGACCUGGGCAAUGACCUGGCGGGCGUCAUGGCCCUGCAGAGGAAGCUGACCGGCAUGGAGCGGGAUCUGGUGGCCAUUGAGGCCAAGCUGACGGACCUGCAGAAGGAAGCGGAGAAGCUGGAGUCGGAGCACCCAGACCAGGCUCAGGCCAUCCUGUCCCGGCUGGCGGAGAUCAAUGACGUAUGGGAGGAGAUGAAGACUACCUUGAAGAACCGUGAAGCGUCGCUGGGGGAGGCGAGCAAGCUCCAGCAGUUCCUGCGCGACCUGGAUGACUUCCAGUCCUGGCUGUCCCGGACUCAGACGGCCAUCGCCUCCGAAGACAUGCCCAACACCAUGGCCGAGGCCGAGAAGCUGCUCACCCAGCACGAGAAUAUCAAGAAUGAAAUCAACAACUACGAGGAAGACUACCAGAAGAUGAGGGACAUGGGCGAGAUGGUCACCCAGGGCCAGACGGAUGCCCAGUAUAUGUUCCUGAGGCAGCGCCUGCAGGCUCUGGACACAGGCUGGAACGAGCUCCACAAGAUGUGGGAGAAUAGGCAAAAUCUCCUCUCCCAGUCUCACGCCUACCAGCUGUUCCUCAGGGACACCAAGCAAGCGGAAGCAUUUCUCAAUAACCAGGAAUAUGUCUUGGCCCAUACUGAGAUGCCCACCACCUUGGAGGCAGCAGAAGCUGCUAUUAAGAAGCAAGAGGACUUCAUGACCACGAUGGAUGCCAACGAGGAAAAGAUCAACGCGGUGGUGGAAACCGGCCGAAGACUGGUGAGCGAUGGCAACAUUAACUCCGACCGGAUCCAAGAGAAAGUGGACUCCAUCGACGACAGACACCGGAAGAACCGGGAGGCAGCCAGCGAGCUUCUGAUGCGAUUAAAAGAUAACCGGGAUCUUCAGAAAUUUCUGCAGGAUUGCCAGGAGCUGUCUCUCUGGAUCAACGAGAAGAUGCUUACGGCCCAGGACAUGUCCUACGACGAAGCCAGAAACCUGCACAGUAAAUGGUUGAAGCACCAAGCUUUCAUGGCGGAGCUGGCUUCCAACAAAGAAUGGCUCGACAAAAUCGAACAGGAAGGAAUGCAGCUGAUUGCCGAGAAGCCCGAGACAGAAGCAGUGGUGAAGGAGAAGCUGACGGGCUUACAUAAGAUGUGGGAAGUUCUGGAAUCCACCACCCAGACGAAGGCACAGCGGCUGUUCGAUGCGAAUAAAGCCGAACUCUUCACGCAGAGCUGUGCCGAUCUGGACAAGUGGCUGAAUGGCCUGGAGAGCCAGAUUCAGUCUGACGACUAUGGCAAAGACCUCACCAGUGUGAACAUCUUGCUGAAAAAGCAGCAGAUGCUGGAGAAUCAGAUGGAUGUGCGGAAGAAGGAGAUUGAGGAACUGCAGAGCCAAGCCCAGGCCUUGAGCCAAGAAGGAAAAAGCACCGACGAAGUGGACAGCAAACGCCUCACCGUGCAGACCAAAUUCAUGGAGCUCCUGGAGCCUCUGACCGAGCGGAAGAGCAACCUGUUGGCUUCCAAAGAGAUCCAUCAGUUCAACCGGGAUGUGGAGGACGAGAUUCUGUGGGUCGGUGAAAGGAUGCCCAUAGCCACCUCCACGGACCACGGCCACAACCUCCAGACGGUGCAGCUGUUGAUUAAGAAGAACCAGACCCUCCAGAAAGAAAUCCAGGGCCACCAACCCCGCAUCGACGACAUCUACGAGAGGAGUCAGAACAUCCUCACCGACAGCAGCCUGAGCGCCGAGGCCAUCCGGCAGAGGCUGGCAGACCUGAAGCAGCUGUGGAACCUGGUCAUUGAGGAGACGGAAAAACGCCACCGGCGCCUGGAGGAAUCCCACAAAGCCCAGCAGUACUACUUCGACGCGGCCGAGGCCGAGGCCUGGAUGAGCGAGCAGGAGCUCUACAUGAUGUCGGAAGAGAAAGCCAAGGAUGAGCAGAGUGCCGUGUCCAUGCUGAAGAAGCACCAGAUUCUGGAACAAGCCGUGGAGGACUACGCCGAGACCGUGCACCAACUGUCCAAGACAAGCAGGGCUCUGGUGGCCGACAAUCACCCAGAGAGUGAGAGAAUCAGCAUGCGGCAGUCCAAAGUGGAUAAACUGUACGCGGGCCUGAAGGAUUUGGCCGAGGAGAGGAGAGGCAAACUGGAUGAGAGACACAGGCUAUUCCAGCUGAACCGGGAGGUGGACGAUCUGGAGCAGUGGAUCGCUGAGAGGGAGGUGGUGGCCGGCUCCCAUGAACUGGGGCAGGACUACGAGCACGUCACAAUGCUCCAAGAGCGAUUCCGUGAAUUUGCCCGCGACACCGGAAACAUCGGGCAGGAGCGAGUGGACACGGUCAAUCACAUGGCCGACGAGCUCAUCAACUCCGGCCAUUCCGACGCCGCCACCAUCGCUGAGUGGAAGGACGGCCUGAACGAGGCCUGGGCCGACCUCCUGGAGCUGAUCGACACGAGAACGCAGAUCCUGGCCGCCUCGUACGAACUGCACAAAUUUUACCACGACGCCAAGGAGAUCUUCGGGCGCAUCCAGGACAAACACAAGAAGCUGCCCGAGGAGCUUGGGAGGGAUCAGAACACGGUGGAAACGCUCCAGAGGAUGCACACAACGUUUGAGCAUGAUAUCCAGGCUCUGGGCACCCAGGUGCGGCAGCUGCAGGAAGACGCCGCCCGGCUCCAGGCCGCCUAUGCUGGAGACAAGGCGGAUGACAUCCAGAAGCGGGAGAAUGAGGUCCUGGAAGCCUGGAAAGCCCUCCUGGAUGCCUGCGAGGGCCGCAGGGCCCGGCUGGUGGACACGGGAGACAAAUUCCGCUUCUUCAGCUUGGUGCGCGACCUCAUGCUCUGGAUGGAGGAUGUCAUCCGGCAGAUCGAAGCCCAGGAGAAGCCGCGGGAUGUGUCAUCUGUGGAAUUGCUCAUGAACAACCACCAAGGUAUCAAAGCGGAAAUUGACGCCCGGAAUGACAGCUUCACUACCUGCAUCGAGCUGGGAAAAUCACUGUUGGCAAGGAAACACUAUGCGUCAGAGGAGAUCAAGGAGAAGCUGUUGCAGUUGACGGAAAAGAGAAAAGAGAUGAUCGACAAGUGGGAAGACCGAUGGGAGUGGUUAAGGCUGAUCCUGGAGGUGCACCAAUUUUCGAGGGACGCCAGCGUGGCCGAGGCCUGGCUUCUGGGCCAGGAGCCCUACCUGUCCAGCCGCGAGAUCGGCCAGAGUGUGGAUGAGGUGGAGAAGCUCAUCAAGCGGCACGAGGCCUUCGAGAAAUCGGCUGCCACGUGGGACGAGCGGUUCUCGGCACUGGAGAGGCUGACGACGUUGGAAUUACUGGAAGUGCGCAGACAGCAAGAGGAAGAGGAGAGGAAGAGGCAGCCUCCUUCUCCGGAGCCGAGUACAAAGGUGUCAGAGGAAGCCGAAUCCCAGCAGCAGUGGGAUGCUUCGAAAGGAGACCAAGUUUCCCAAAACGGUUUGCCUGCCGAGCAGGGAUCUCCACGGCUGGCGGAAACUGCCGAAACGAGUGAGAUGGUCAACGGAGCCACCGAGCAGAGGACGAGUUCCAAAGAGUCCAGUCCGGUUCCUUCCCCGACUUCGGAUCGCAAAGCCAAGACCGUCCUCCAGGCCCAGACGGCCGCCACCUUGCCCGCCAAGACCCAGGAGGCCCCGGCGGCCCAGAUGGAGGGCUUCUUGAAUCGCAAGCAUGAGUGGGAGGCGCACAAUAAGAAAGCCUCCAGCAGGUCUUGGCACAACGUGUACUGUGUAAUCAACAACCAAGAGAUGGGCUUCUACAAGGACGCAAAGGCCGCUUCUUCUGGGAUACCGUACCACAACGAGAUUCCAGUUAGUUUGAAAGAAGCAGUGUGUGACAUAGCCAUCGACUACAAAAAGAAAAAGCACGUAUUCAAGCUAAGACUAAACGACGGCAACGAAUACCUUUUCCAAGCCAAAGACGAUGAGGAAAUGACCGCGUGGAUCCAGGCCAUCACGACCGCCAUCUCCUCAGACAAGAUGGACGUGUCCGCCAGCACCCAGAGCACUCCAGCCUCUAGCCGGGCCCAAACGCUGCCCGCCAGCGUCACAAUAACCAGCGAGUCCAGUCCCGGCAAGCGGGAGAAGGACAAGGAAAAGGACAAAGAGAAAAGGUUCAGCCUCUUUGGCAAAAAGAAGUGAACUCCACAUCCACUCCCUGCACUACUCUUUCCUUUCCAGUGAAUUCCAGCAUGCAAGUCCAGAUCCGACGCGUUACUCUCUGUGCCUAAUGUUCCUCAAUGUGUUGACAUUUUUUUUUUAUUUAUAGAGCAUUUCCAGAAAGGAAAAAAAAAAACCAACCAGCCCUCACAAAAAUUUAUCUCUGAGUUCCAAAAGUAUGAGGUACAUUGGGCAGCUUCUUUGAGAGGGAGGACCCGAUUUAUUUUUCUUUUCCUUUCUUUUUGAAUAACGGAAGUUAAUGUAGAUUAGAUCUGACUAUUUAAAUUGUUCCUCAAUUUUGUGAGGCUGUCUUGGAAAUUAACGCGCGUCCCGUGCUAUUGGUAUGCAAGGCAGCGGUGCUUCAAACAAAUUUCCUGGGCAAAACGUCCAAAUUCUCAGCCGCGCUCAACCUCCGUUCCGGAGGGUGGUUGUGCAGAAUCCGAACGACUAGAGAUCCCCAUGGCAACUGUAACCUUGGUAAGAGGAGAGCGUAUUAUCCAUGCCGUAAUCCGAGCGCCGGGAUGCAUGUUACCUUACAGAUGGUUGCAUCCCGGCACCGGUCAUUAAUCCAGACGGAAAACUUUUCUGCAUCAAACGUGACAGUUAAAAAAGUCGGUCUUUGAGAAGAAACAGCAAACCGAUACCGUUUUAAAUAAAUCUGUAAUUUCAAUUUUUUUGCCGAGAUACCUUCUAUUGUAUGUUUGAGAUAAUUCUAGUACAAAGUAUAAUAAAACUAGAUGUAUAAUAAGCCCCUAAAAUCAUCGAUAAGUGUAAAAGUGGAACUGAAGCAUUUACUGGAAAAAAGUAAUGUUACUCAAAUGGUUACUUGCUUGUCAGCUACAGCACUGUGUUAUAAUUUUGCUACAUUACCUUGCUAUUUGAUACAUAGUGUGCAUUUCUGUCACUGUAACUAUUGUAAUGAAAAAUUUUCAUCUUACUGCACAAUCAAAAUUACAUCUAAUAGGAAUGAACUUGGAAGGACUGGGCCUGUAGUCAGAACAGUACUGGAACUGGCUUUCAGUUGUAUGGAACUGUACCUCUAGACUUUUACCCUAUCUGUUAAAUAUAUGCUAUGUCAUUAAAUGCUUUUAAAACUAAAGUCAUGGGCAGUCUUCUUUCCAUCACUGCCAGUGUCAGGGAGCCGUUUCAAAGGACGGAAAGGUGAAGCGAAGACACUUAGGGCCCGGUCGGUUCUGUGGGAGUUUUCGGUGUUGAAAUCGGUCAUCCCGAAAGACAGGAGAAAAUGAAAUGUCAGCUUUGAAAGGAAAUGAACUCACUUCCUUCGUGAGCGAGUCGAGGACAGAGUUAGCAUGGGGGAGCCCUCGGACUUGGGGGGAUCCAGCCCUCUGAGCUGUUGGAGCUCCCUGGAAUUCCUUCAGCCCAAUUUCUUGGGUCACCUUGUCGAUUUGUAGGGGGUGGCUAAAGCCAAGGUGGUCUCUUCAUAGCACGAACUGGUUUCCUGAGCCACCUGUUCCUCAGAAGUAGGCAUGGAUCCACAGGCCCCAGGGGUCUCCGAGCCAGAGGCCCACACCCUAAGGGUCGUUUUGCCUCACUUCCACCAAGGCAUCGACCUCUCUGCCUUAAAGGCCAGGCUGACAACCUCUUCCCUGCCCGAGACAAUUAGCACUACCCUCUCCUAAUAGCAAUGAAGUGCUUACAGCGUGCCAAAGCACCAUGCUAAGUGCUGGGAUAGGUGCAAGAUGAUCCCAGCCAAUAAAAGAAAUGGCGUUUUCAGAUCUCAGUAAAUGAGGGCGAAACUACACCCUGGGAAGGCUCUGCCAUUUUGGGAAGGAUAUCAACAGGGUUCACGGGAGCAGGACUGGGCCCAGAAUGGAGAAAACCACAAAAAUCUCACCAUUUCCACCUCCUUUCCAAAGCAUCCUUUAAGAACAGGUAAAGAGCUGCAAAGCAGGUGGAUGGAUGGAUGGAUGUCCUCUGAUGGCAUCAUGGUAGUGACCAGUGAAGUGGCUAGAGGAGAGUCAGUGAGAAUGGGCCAAAGGAUUUGCCUGGAAAACCCUCACUGAUGCAUAUCCAGUGUGACGUCUCCAAAAAUGAUUGACAAGUGCCACCUGUCUUAAUUCCUUUCACAGAUAGUGUAUCAUGCUUCUGUUAUAAAGUCCUGCAUCGCAGAACCCAAUAUGUUUAGGUUUAUGCACAUGCAUUUUUCUUGGUGUGACGUUGCACUGUUUCAGCCUGAUUUAGUGACACAAGAAUAGGAGCACCACCAGCAAUCCUGUAUGUGUAAAUCUGAAUACCAAAAGAAGCAAAGAUUUACUGUGUCAGGCUAGAAUCUGAAAUGCCUUCUUGGUUGAUUAAAGUAUACCAGAAUGUUGA
Messenger RNA from Tachyglossus aculeatus (Australian echidna), 9591 nucleotides. RefSeq names its product spectrin beta, non-erythrocytic 1 (gene SPTBN1). The coding region runs from base 151 to 7239 and encodes 2362 amino acids. The record is from RefSeq and is a predicted model, not a curated record. The transcript is spliced from 36 exons. Gene Ontology annotation, molecular function: phospholipid binding; actin filament binding; structural constituent of cytoskeleton. Lineage: Eukaryota; Metazoa; Chordata; Mammalia; Monotremata; Tachyglossidae. Gene Ontology annotation, biological process: actin cytoskeleton organization; protein localization to plasma membrane. Gene Ontology annotation, cellular component: spectrin; plasma membrane; cell projection.